Molecule: messenger RNA, 1017 nt
Organism: Blepharisma stoltei
Lineage: Eukaryota; Ciliophora; Heterotrichea; Heterotrichida; Blepharismidae
Source: the annotation of a GenBank genome assembly
AUGGAGAAUAAACAAGCGCUUGUGAAGACCCAUUUUAGCAUCAAAAGGAGAAAAGACUCAGCUCGCAAUGAUGAUGUUACUGAGUACAUUUAUGCUCCAAGGUCACCAGGGAGCCAUCAAAGCAAGAAAAACGUUAUGGAGGCAAGGAACAGAAGUUUAGCAGAAGGAAAAGUAUUGCCCAAGGUUCAGACUCCAACUAAGUAUAUGAAAAAUAAUAAACCAGCUAUUUCAUGGAGAAAUGACACAAAGCAAGACAUCUCAAUAGAAGCGGCAGGCAAGCCUAUCAUGUCUCCAAAAAACAAAUUCAAAAAGAUUUUCAAAGAAAGCACUCCCCAUAAACCCAGUUUUUCCAUGCAGGAGCCUCCAGGAUUAAACGACAGCGAAAUUCUCCCCGAUAUGAAAUCAAUGAAGACAGAAAUUGACAGGCUUAAUAAUACCAUCGAAGCCAUGAAGGAAUUUUUCAAAGAAGAAGAGAGGUCUCUUCACAUACAAAUUACAUUCUUGAAAAAGGAGCUAGACUAUGUCAAAAGUGAGCUCAGCAAGACUGUCGAGUUUCUUGCCAGUGUGAUAGGAAAACAUAUGGACAAAGAAACACCUCAGUCGAUAAAUGAUGAUAUUAUAGAGAUUCUCAAAGAAAAACAAGAAGCUUUAAAACUUAACUUAGAGGCUGCGAUUUCUUCAGUAGCCGCUUUUAAAUCAAGCGAAAAAUUCAAAAUUGAGCUUUCAAGCCUUAAUAACAUUUUCCAAGCUGACUCUUCGGGCAACUUGCCAAGCACUGGGCGGUUCCAAAACCAAAGUGUGGCAGCCCGAAGCAGCGAAUCAGAACAAGAGCUUGAAAACUCUCCAUUAAUGGAAGUAAUUGCCCUUUACGAUUUCUACGCAGGAGGCCACGAACAUUUAGAAUUUAAAGCCGGAGACAGGAUCAGUGUGCUUGCAAAACUAGACGAAGAUUGAUGAAUCGGAACAAAUGGGGGGAAAACUGGAAAAUUCCCGAGCAGCUACGUUUUGCUAGAUUAA